Molecule: messenger RNA, 2512 nt
Organism: Mus pahari (shrew mouse)
Lineage: Eukaryota; Metazoa; Chordata; Mammalia; Rodentia; Muridae
Gene: Uimc1
Product: ubiquitin interaction motif containing 1
Exons: 15
Coding region: 110-2278 (722 amino acids)
Biological process (GO): positive regulation of DNA repair; double-strand break repair
Cellular component (GO): BRCA1-A complex
Molecular function (GO): K63-linked polyubiquitin modification-dependent protein binding; DNA binding; histone binding
Source: RefSeq, a predicted model, not a curated record
CCGCCUGGCGCCGCGGCGCGCGCUCUCCACUUUCUAAAGAGUUGCGGCCGCUCGCGACCCCCAGCGUUCAGGAGGCGCCGGGCGGCGCUGGCAGCUCCGCGGUAAAAGGAUGCCACGAAGAAAGAAAAAAAUUAAAGAAGCCUCUGAAGGCCAGAACUUGGAGAAGAAGGAUCUGGAAACAAGCAGUUCUGUCAGUAUAAAGAAGAAGCGUAGACUUGAGGACUUACUCAUAGUGAUAUCUGAUAGUGAUGGAGAGGAAACAAAAGAGGAGAAUGGAUUGCAGAAAACAAAGACAAAACAGUCGAACAGAUCAAAGUGUUUGGCUAAAAGAAAAGUUGCACAGAUGUCAGAAGAAGAACAAUUUGCUUUGGCUCUCAAGAUGAGUGAGCAGGAAGCUAGGGAGGUGAACAACCAGGAGGAAAAAGAAGAGGAGCUCUUGAGGAAAGCCAUUGCAGAAAGCCUGAAUAGUUGCUGGUCUUCUGCUGCUUCUGCUACCAGAUCUCGACCUCUGGCUACUGGACCAUCUUCACAUUCCCAUCAAGAGAACACCAAAGAUUCUGGGACCACUGAAGGCGUAUGGCAGCUGGUACCUCCAUCACUGUGUAAAGGCUCACAUGUCAGUCAGGGAAACGAGGCUGAGCAAAGAAAGGAGCCCUGGGACCACAAUGAAAACACUGAAGAGGAGCCGGUCUCUGGCAGCUCAGGAAGCUGGGACCAGUUUGAGAAUGAGAACGUUAAAUGUUUUGACAGAUGUACUGGCCACUUGGCUGAGCACACACAGUGUGGGAAGCCACAGGAAAGUACUGGGAGUGGUUAUGCUUUUCCCGAAGCUGUCCAGGGUAGGGGGGACACAUCUAGGCAAUGCCUUCCUAUCCCAGCAGACACAAAAGGCCUCCAGGACACUGGGGACACUGUGCACUACUACUGGGGUAUUCCAUUCUGCCCUGCUGGAGUAGAUCCCAAUCAAUACACCAAUGUCAUUCUCUGCCAGUUGGAGGUUUAUCAGAAGAGCCUGAAAAUGGCUCAGAGACAGCUUGUUAAAAAAAGAGGGUUUGGGGAACCAGUGUUACCUAGACCUCCUUUUCUGAUCCAGAAUGAAUGUGGCCAAGAAGAUCAGACUAGUGACAAAAAGGAAGGCAUCUCAGAAGCUAUGGGAGAUGAAGCCGCAGAGGAAGGGCAGGAGUCCAGGGCAUCUGUCUGGCACUCAGAGCCCAAGGGUUUUCAAAAAAGCCCAGUUAAAAGCUUGAAACAGAAACUUUUGUUGGAGGAAGAACCAACAACCAGUCGUGCUCAGUCUUCCCAAGGUCUGUUUGUUGAAGAAACUUCUGAAGAAGGUGUGAAGAGUUCUGAAGGAGACAACUCUGUGCCCGCCUUGCAAAGCAUUGCAGCUUUGACCAGUAAGAGAAGUUUAGUUCUUAUGCCGGAAAGUUCUGCAGAAGAAAUCACUGUUUGCCCUGAGACACAGUUAAGUUUCCUUGAGCCCCUUGACCUCAAAAGAGAAGACUCUCCAGAUAGCAGCGAGCUCCCCAUUGAAGUAAGGAUGGCAGUGAGUGAUAAGCAGGUUGCUAAUAGGGAAGAUUGUGCGAAGGAAAACUCUCCUCCUGCAGUCUCAUCUAGUACCCGGGUAUCCUGCCCACUGUGUAACCAAGACUUUCCUCCCACAAAGAUUGAGCAGCAUGCCAUGUACUGCAAUGGUCUGAUGGAGCAGGAAACAGUGUUGACUCGGAGACAAAGAGAGGCCAAGGAAAAGAGUGACAGCAGGACAGCUGCACAGCCGGCUCUGGACACCAACAGGAGGGAGAAGUGCUAUCUAUGUAAGUCCCUGGUUCCACUCGGGGAGUACCAGUGCCAUGUGGACACCUGUCUCCAGCUUGCAAAGGUUGAUAGAGAAGAUGGGACUGAAGGGAUGAGGAGACCAAGGGUGUGCGCGCCUGUGGAGGGGAAGCAACAGCAGCGGCUGAAGAAGUCAAAGGACAAAGACCAUAGUCAAGGCCGACUCCUCAGUCUCUUGGAGCAGUCUGAGCAUAGGACCACAGGUGUAGAGAAAAAACCCAAGUCUUCAGAAGUAAGAACCUUCAGGACGCCCUCACCAGAGGUGGAAGAGGCUAGCUGCAGCAGAGAGAUGCCGAGUUCCCUCUCACAGCUCAACUUAAAUGAGUCUCCCAUCAAGUCUUUUGUUCCUGUUUCCGAAGCUACAAAUUGCUUAGUGGACUUUAAAGACCAGUUUGCUUUCCGGUCACGAACCAAAUCAGGCAGAGGAAGGAGGAGAAAAUCUUGAAUUCCUUGAGACUGGAGGGUGACCAGAACACGUAUUGUUGGGUUGGUCGUGUUCAUUAAUUAGUGGUCUUUAGUUUGUUGUGAGAGUUCUGACCCUGUUGUUAUCACCGCCAGCACCCAUUCGCCAUCCUGGUUUUAUAUUUUAUAAGAUCUGUUCAGACAACUGUGAAUAUUAUUCUGUUUGAAUUUGCUUAUAGUUAAAAUUUAAAUAUAUUUAUCUUUGUAUGAAAUCUUA